CCACUCACCACUUCACUAGCUAGCUUCUAUUCUCUAAACACUUGAGCAAGUUCUAGUAUUUUGAAGCAUAUUACCUACAACGUGGGAAUCGAUGGCGUUCUCUAGAGUUCUGAAGGUGAUUUGCUUGGUGGUGCUAUCCGUGGCUGCACUGUGGUUUGGUGAUGCGAAAGCAGCCAUUACGUGCGGUCAGGUGGUGAAUAAGCUGAUGCCAUGCGUUGCCUACGUCCAAAACGGUGGGACUCCCGCGGUGGGUUGCUGUAGCGGGAUCAAGACCCUCUACGGCAUGGCUCAAACCACCCCUGACCGCCAGAGCGUGUGCAACUGUUUGAAACAAGCAGUUGCCGGAAUUCCGUACACCGGAGCUAACGCCGGUCUUGCUGCUGGCCUUCCCGGCAAGUGUGGUGUCAACCUUCCCUACAAGAUCAACCCUUCUACUGACUGCAAAAGCAUCAAGUGAGAGCUAGCUAGGUUGCUGAUGAAGCUCACCAGCUACUUUAUUUCCUCUACAGGACCUUAGUGUGGCGUGAGAAUAACGUGGUGGUUUAGUGCCUGAUGUGCUUCAGUAGUAUUACUGCUCCUAGCUAGUGAUCUAGUAUUGUCGUUUUUUCAUCAGCUACUUGGUUGUAGCUAGCUUUCAAGUUCUAAAAGAGUGUGGUUGGAUUAGGCCUAUGUUAAAUCAACCUACUUUCUUUGUUGGACUGGACUAUGUCUAAUAUCUAAUAAAGUAAUUAUUCACGGACU
Messenger RNA from Rosa chinensis, 741 nucleotides. Its product is annotated as non-specific lipid-transfer protein 3. NCBI's taxonomy places the organism in Eukaryota, Viridiplantae, Streptophyta, Magnoliopsida, Rosales, Rosaceae. The record is from RefSeq and is a predicted model, not a curated record. Gene Ontology annotation, molecular function: lipid binding. Gene Ontology annotation, biological process: lipid transport. The transcript is spliced from 2 exons. Gene Ontology annotation, cellular component: membrane. The coding region runs from base 92 to 457 and encodes 121 amino acids.